This is a messenger RNA of Necator americanus (New World hookworm), 735 nucleotides long. RefSeq lists its product as uncharacterized. The record is from RefSeq and is a predicted model, not a curated record. NCBI's taxonomy places the organism in Eukaryota, Metazoa, Nematoda, Chromadorea, Rhabditida, Ancylostomatidae. Bases 1 to 735 code for a protein of 244 amino acids. Gene Ontology annotation, biological process: oligosaccharide biosynthetic process. The transcript is spliced from 7 exons.
AUGAAGGGGUCCAUCCUGGAGAAAUAUGUGCACAAUGCACUACAGUUCGUCUUUCCAAAGAAUUGUUUCGAAGAGUUAAUUAUCAACUUCAAUGUUUUUCAUCCAACCUGCCCAAAGGUAGUGUUAAGUCGUGUGCUCGGGCUUGGAAUUACUGCCGGAUCGAUUCUUCUUUUCGUACCUCAGAUUAUUAAGAUUUUCAAUGCAAAGAAUGCUAAGGGCAUCUCUCUGUUGUCACAGCUUCUUGCUCUUGUUGCCGCUGCUGGUACCGCCUCGUAUAGCUUUAACAAAGGAUUUGUAUUUAGUCAAUGGGGUGAUUCGUUUUUCGUUGCUGUUCAACUUAUGAUCAUUGUCAUGCAGAUUCUCUACUAUUCGGACGCUAGUGCUUAUGCUUUUGCAUUUUUUGCAUUUUGUUGGGCAUUUGUUUUCGCUGUCAUUGGAAACUAUCUACCUUCUGAGUUCCUCACACUUAUCCAGGCACUUGGUAUUCCUAUUGCUGUUGCUUCGAAGACAAUCCAAGCAUGGCAAAAUUACAAAGAUCAAAGCACUGGACAGUUGUCGCUUGUUUCUGUUUCUUUGCAGUUGGCUGGAACUAUCGCUAGAGUGUUCACUUCGGUUCAAGACACUGGUGACAAUCUGCUGAUCUUUUCAUUUGCAAUUGCUGCCGUCCUGAAUGCUGUGCUCUUCGUACAGUUCUUCCUGUACUGGAACGAGGCUAAACGCAAGAAGAUCCGUUAA